Molecule: messenger RNA, 1864 nt
Organism: Pecten maximus
Lineage: Eukaryota; Metazoa; Mollusca; Bivalvia; Pectinida; Pectinidae
Product: mesoderm-specific transcript homolog protein-like
Exons: 12
Coding region: 144-1115 (323 amino acids)
Molecular function (GO): catalytic activity
Source: RefSeq, a predicted model, not a curated record
AAUAAUUGAAUGUACAGUUGUAUUCUGACCUUUGAUACAUAGCCUAAUUUCUACUUUCUGUUUACUAGGAAGUUCAAUAGAGUUACAUUCUAUUUCCGUGAAUUGCUGCAUGUUAUUUCUUUUUAUUUUCAUUGUUGUAGAAGAUGGGUUGGUUACUCUAUACAGCAUUUGUGGCAGUAUUGUUAGCUGUAGUUUUGACGAUACUUCCAAACCCGCCACUGACAGACCGGGCCAGACUCUGGAAGGAUAGAGGCAGUUUCUUCAAAUUUAACAACCAUGAUAUAUUCUAUAUAGAUGAAAAAGGAAAAAAUCCAGAUAAGGGAGCUGUACUUAUAUUUCAUGGGUAUCCUACGUCAAGCUUCGACUGGAACAAGGUGUUGGACGAUCUGACGGCUGAGUUCAGUCAAGUCAUCAUGUAUGAUCUCCUGGGGUUUGGGUUCAGUGACAAACCGAUGGGACAGUAUGCCUUUACGAUAUCAGAACAAACAGAUAUUGGUGAGGCCUUGCUGCUGAAACUGGGUGUCACUCAAGCCCACAUCCUGUCACAUGACUAUGGUGACACAGUGGCUCUGGAACUUCUAGCUAGGCACAACAAAGGUGAUAGCAGGAUCAAAGUUUUGUCGCUUUGUCUCUCUAAUGGAGGAAUUUUUCCGGAGACAAAUCACCCGAUCCUUAUACAAUGGAUUCUGAAGAACCCUCUGAUUGGGCCAGUGAUAUCCAAAGUUUUCUUCUUCAAAUUCUUCUUCAAAAGGAGUCUUGGAAGAUUGUUUGGUACUCCUCCUUCAGAUGAAGAUUUUGAUGAUUUUUUUUCUAUAAAACUUCACAAAGAUGGAAAUAUGGCAGAUAGUCGCCUUCUAAACUACAUCAGUGAGCGCUCCAUGUACAGUGAUAGAUGGGUAGGUGCCUUAAAGACUACAAGGGUCCCAGUUCACAUGAUCUAUGGACCAGCAGAUAUUAUCAACCCCCCUGCCUUCAUUCAGUUUUACAAAGAAAAUGUACCCAACCCAAGUAUAACAGUGUUGAAGCCAGACAUUGGACAUUAUCCACAAUUUGAAGCUCCAAAGGAAUAUGCCCUUGCAUACAAAACUUUUCUGACAACUAUAAGGCGCAAGUGACAACUUGUUAUUGUAGCUACAGUGUCUGUUAUGAUAUAAAUCUUUAAUUGUACAAGAAAAACAUCAAAAUAUUUUUACUGCAAAAAAUCGUAAAACAUUAAUCUUUGAAAUCCUAGCCUAAGGUGACUUUUUCAUGAAUUGCCUGUUUAUUUAUAGCUAGACAUCAUAAAUGGACACAACCUUUAGAAGUGUGAGGAUAAUUCAAGUUACUUAAAAACCACAGGCACUUGGCAAGAAUUCCUAAUUCAAAGUCCUUAUACAUGUACUACAUAAUUUAUUAAGCUUGAGUUGGGAAUUUGUGUCGAAGUCCCUGUGAUCAGAAAUCACCGGGUUAUGUCCUCUUAUGAUACUACAUAUAUGUCGACUGGCCCAUGAGUUGUGUAAAAAUAUUGAUGUCAAUAGUCCACCAUAUAUGUAUUUCACUGGUGAUGAAAAUGAUUAACAUCAAUUCUUCAUGUUUGAAAUAUAAAAUUAAGAAUGGAGGUCGAGUAUAAAAUUGUAAUAUCAUUCCACACAUAGAAAUAUCAGUGUUAAAUGAUUUGAAAUUAACACUUUCAUGAAACAACAACUUGAAGUGCUGAAAUAGUUGGUAUUUCACUAUGACUGGAAAUCAACAUAUAAGUAUAUCCUUCUAUCCUUGAUUUAGUUGUCUGUAUCAUGUUGUUUGUUGAACAUUAAACUUGAUUUAAUUAGUUAAAUUGUUUAAGAUUAAUAUAAAUACUGCUUCAAAUAAAUGUCUUCAGAAUUUA